CUUCACUUAACUUUUCACAUCAGUAAAGUGGCAAGUGCACGUUAUAAAAAUGGAAAAUAUUACUUUGUUUCACCAGGAAUCCAAUACAGAGUAUCAAAUUUGCUGCACAAUAGAUGAAGCAAGAAAAGCUGCAACAGACAUUACAUUUGCCACUGAAAUGUUAAAUAAAUUAAUUGAACAGAAGGAAUGUAAAGAGAAUGAUCAUCCAAACGUAGAAAAUCCUACCGAGGUUGUUGAGGACGAUUCUGAACCAGUUUAUCGUUGGUCAUCAUCUGCUGUAACUUUAUUACUAAGAACGUACGAGAAAGUAUGCAAAACAAGUUCAAUGAUGGCAAACAUUCGCAAAAGAAGUGUUGGGAGUUAA
This is a messenger RNA of Photinus pyralis (common eastern firefly), 364 nucleotides long. RefSeq lists its product as uncharacterized. The coding region runs from base 50 to 364 and encodes 104 amino acids. The transcript has 3 exons. Lineage: Eukaryota; Metazoa; Arthropoda; Insecta; Coleoptera; Lampyridae. The record is from RefSeq and is a predicted model, not a curated record.